Malassezia vespertilionis is the source of this 1392-nucleotide messenger RNA. RefSeq lists its product as uncharacterized. Bases 1 to 1392 code for a protein of 463 amino acids. Gene Ontology annotation, cellular component: cytoplasm. Gene Ontology annotation, molecular function: protein serine/threonine kinase activity. The transcript is spliced from 2 exons. NCBI's taxonomy places the organism in Eukaryota, Fungi, Basidiomycota, Malasseziomycetes, Malasseziales, Malasseziaceae. The record is from RefSeq and is a predicted model, not a curated record. Gene Ontology annotation, biological process: peptidyl-threonine phosphorylation.
AUGUUUGGCGCUACUGUAGAUCCGUCCGUUGUGCCCGACUGGAUGUCGUCGCCGCAAUCUGCGUCGGCAUCGGCAGAAACUGAUUUUGGCCUAGACCGCAUGCUAGAUUUGGUAUUCAUCAUUGACGCCACCGGUUCGAUGGGCUCCUAUAUUAACUCGGCGACGCGAAAUAUUGAAACAAUCUGUGACAACAUUGUACACUCUGAGCUGCUUUCUAGGACAGGCGCGCUGCGCGUCGGGCUAAUUUCCUACCGCGAUCAUCCGCCGCAGGACCAUGUGUAUAUUGUGCGAAACUUCGGCUUUACCGACAGCGUGCUUGACAUGAAAGAGAAUCUGAAUUCACUGUUUGCUGCGGGUGGUGGCGAUGGUCCGGAAGCGGCAACGGCAGCGCUUAAAGCUGUAACGGUUCUCGAUUGGCGCCCACAAGCGGCGAAAAUGGCAGUCCUUGUCACUGAUGCACCGCCGCACGGCAUUGGAGAGUAUGGCGAUGGAUUUCCUAAUGGAUCGCCGGACGGCGAAGAUCCCAUUGUGUUGGCGCGCGCCAUGUCGGCAAAAGGAAUUACGCUUUUUGUCGUCGCAUGCGAGCCUGCCUUAAGUGGCUACCAACACGCGGUGGACUUUUAUCAUGGACUUGUAAAUAUCACGGGUGGUAUACUUGUUCCUCUCACCACUGCCUCUCUUUUGAGCCAUGUCGUGAUUGCCGCAGCGGGCGAGGUGAUGGAUCUGGACCGCCUGCACCGCGAAGUUGGCGACGCUGUCCUUGAACGACUGUGCAGUUUAUCGAUUACAAAGGGCGAAGAGGCCGAUACCCAAGCAACGGAUCCGUCAGCAAAAAUAGUGGACCAAAUUGCACACGAGUUGCACGAAAAGCUGCUGCUUCGCAACGAGAGCACAAAGCAGCUGAUUGUGGAAAGUAUUUACCGGGAGAGCGAAGAAUCCACGCAUAAUAUCGCCAUGUGGACUCGCGCACUGGACGUUUCUACUGCGCGCCCACACAUCCGCAAGGUGGUCGGAUCGCGCUUGAGUCAAAAAUUCAUCGACGCACGGCGCACGGCGCAGCACAGCACCUCUCCUCCUCGCCCAGAAUCCACUGCGGGUCCCAUGAUGCGCCAUAUUAUCACCGACUUUAGUUCUUUCCAGGCGGAGCCUGGCGUGCGCAUUCAGGAUACAGGUGCCGGGCGCGCCGAUUAUGCGACGUUCCGCAGCGGCGCCGCCGACAUGGACGACGACGACGACGCGUUUAUGGCCGACACGUGUGCGGAGACCAGUGCACUCGAUAACGAGAUUCAUGUGCACGGCGAAAACGGCCAGCGUUUGUCCUACAGACACGACGCCAUCUCCCUUUCUCAGGCACGCCGUCUCGCUUGGCAGAGCGUUUCGCGCGCCGCGUAA